CGUGCCUUUAUCCCUGUUGUGAUAAGAACAGCGAUGUACAAGAUCAAUGAAAAUGUUUAAAAGUCGUCCAAGACCAAUUUAUUCGGGUAGAUAAGUGGGUUCAUUCAAGACUGUCACCUUAUUCGACGCGGAAUGCCGAUAAGACCCCACAAAUCAAACAUGACGAGUUCUUCCGAAGUAAACACAAAUUGUAUUCAACGCAGUAUGUAAAUGGCUUCAUAAAUAAAUUCUUGAAUCAUGGAAAAUAAGGCAUAUGAAAAUUCUGAAACGAAUGGAGGAGUAAUUGAGAAUGGAACCCGAAAAAGAUAUUUGACAGACAGUUCAGAGUCGCAGGACACUAGUGAUGUCAGUAUAGUGCCCGAGAGGGUCCAAAUGAAGAAAAAUGUCGGACUCAUCAGCGGAACCUCUCUGAUAGUCGGCACCAUCAUAGGAUCUGGAAUUUUUAUAUCACCAAAAAGCGUGUUGGACAGGACCGGGUCUGUCGGACUAAGCCUUGUUGUCUGGGUAGCCAGUGGAUUCUUAGCCUUGCUUGGUUCAUUGUCGUACGCUGAGUUGGGAACUGUCAUAAGGAAAUCUGGUGGGGAGUAUGUGUACAUUAAGGAGGCUCUUGGAGAGAUUCCUGCCUUCCUGUUCGCGUGGACAUCUGUCAUGGUGGUUCGAACCUCCUCUAUGGCUAUCAUUUGUCUGACUUUUGGCGAAUAUAUGGCUACCUUUUUCCCGUAUUGUGGAUCACCAGUCAUCCCGAUGAAAAUUGUUGCUGCUCUUGCCAUUGUAUCCCUGGGAGUCAUCAACAGUUACAGUACAACACUGGCAGGAAGAACUCAGGUCUUCUUCACUGCCGUCAAACUAAUAGCACUUGUCGUCAUUGUUGUCGGAGGAAUCGUCAAACUCAUUCAAGGAAACACGUCUCAAUUUGAAAACAGUUUUGAUGGCACAACGACCUCCCCUUCCAGCAUUGCUCUGGCGUUUUACAACGCACUGUGGGCUUACGAUGGCUGGAAUAACCUGAAUUAUGUUACAGAAGAAAUAAAAAAUCCAGCUAAAAACCUUCCUCGAGCUAACGUUCUGGGUGUGAUGAUCACCACCAUCAUUUAUCUAUUGGUCAACAUCUCCUAUCUCACCGUCAUGACUUCAACGGAGCUUCUGAACUCAUCGGCUGUGGCUGUGACCUGGGGUGACCGCGUCCUAGGAGCAGCUGCCGCAUUGAUGCCUCUAGCCGUGUUGUUCUCCACGUUUGGUGCUGCAAAUGGAACUUUGUUUGGUGGUGGAAGAGUUGUGUAUGUAGCUGGUAGAGAAGGACACCUUCCAGAGAUGUUGUCAUACGUGCAUUGUAAAUAUUACACGCCAUUUCCCUCGGUGAUAUUUACAAUUGUGAUUUCCCUGAUUAUGAUAAUACCUGGAAACAUUGGGUCACUGGUAGACUUCUUUAGUUUUUCCGCCUGGUUGUUUUAUGGUCUGACUGUCACGUGCCUCAUCAUCUUCCGGUUCACAAAGAAAGAUGUCGAGAGGCCUAUUAAGGUUCCUAUUGUGAUUCCCAUUCUCUUUGUGCUGAUCGCUAUAUACCUUGUUAUUGGACCAAUCAUAGAAGAUCCACAAAUUGAACUCCUUUAUGCGUUCUUAUUCAUUAUUGGAGGACUCCUCUUUUAUUUUCCGUUCGUCUAUUUCAAGCUCCAAAUUAAAGGUUUUGAGGGGUUAACAACGGGAGUUCAGCUUCUUUGUGAGGUGGUCCCAAGUCCAUACGAACCAGAAAACUGAGACCACGCUAAAACAAAACAUGGACUGUAUAUACUUUGCCUACUUUGUUCACAUCUUUGCUUGAAAUGAACAAUUUUAUUGCAGUGGGUCAAGUAAAACUCACAGAAAAUGCUUAUGUUCAAGGAAAGUGUAAAUGAUGCAAGGUUAAGAAAUAGUGCACUGAAUUACAAUGAUUGACUGAUCUCAAAAAUCAAAAGAAUAUGCAAGAGCUUGGUCACUGGGGAAAAAUAUGCACAGAAGAUGAACAUCGAAAAUGUAGAUAAAUUUGUUAAUGUUCAAUAUGUAACAAAAAAGUAUGUAUGCUUUGACAAAUAGCUUUAUCAGUCUUUCAAUGAAAAAAGAUGUAAAAUCAAACUUCUUUUCGAUAAUUAUUACUAAUAUUAUUGUUUAACAUCUUCUUUUUGAUGACGUAAAUUCUUGCAACUCUUUUUCACAGCAAUAAACUAUUUUUUCAUGUUAAUUAUUAUAAGUUAAUGCAACAAGCUUUAAGAGAGAUAGAGCAGAGGAUAUACUCUAUUUCAAGCUAAUGAAGUUUUCUAAACCUUAUUUGUAACUAAGUUUGUAAACCUUAUUAGUUAUUAAGAAUGUAAUAUAAAUCUAAAAGGAUAUGAAAGAUCAAAUACUUUAUACAUGUAUGUCAUGUCAGUGUUCAUAUUUUGUUAUU
Saccostrea cuccullata (small rock oyster) is the source of this 2419-nucleotide messenger RNA. Its product is annotated as b(0,+)-type amino acid transporter 1-like. Gene Ontology annotation, biological process: amino acid transmembrane transport. Gene Ontology annotation, molecular function: L-amino acid transmembrane transporter activity. The record is from RefSeq and is a predicted model, not a curated record. Bases 238 to 1755 code for a protein of 505 amino acids. Gene Ontology annotation, cellular component: membrane. The transcript is spliced from 13 exons. Lineage: Eukaryota; Metazoa; Mollusca; Bivalvia; Ostreida; Ostreidae.